AUGCCACCCACCAAAACUCCUGACGAUGAUAUCGAGAGCGGCCAAAGCCAGACAACCACUAUCAACGAGGAGACGCCGCUGUUGAUAAGCCAAAGUGAUCAUCGAGCAGGGCCUGAUGAUGAUACUGUUGAGGAGGCAGAACAAGAUGAAAGAAGCAGAUAUACGCGCAGUUACUUUGCUUGGAGGAUAUUCUGGACUGUUGCUGCGAUCACAGUGACGGUUAUCUUUGUCAAGGCUUGGAUCGAUGCUGGGGCGGAUGUCAACUUCGACCUGAAGGGAGCGCUUAAACGGGCUUUGGGUGGUGGUAUAAGCGGUGCUGCGGCCAUGGUGCUUCAGGUGUUGCUUUUGAUGCCCUUACGAACCAUCAUGAACUACCAAUACCGCUUCGGCACCUCAUUCACCACCGCCACCAAGACUCUCUACCGACAGGGUGGCCUCCGUCGGUACUACGAUGGAAUGGGAGCUGCUCUCUUUCAAGGACCAGCAGCCCGUUUCGGCGACACCGCCGCCAACGCCGGCAUCCACGCCCUUCUCCAAUCCAACUCCUUUCUCAAGCGCCUGCCCAUCACGAUCCAGGAUAUCUUCGCUUCGCUCUGCGCCGCCGCCUUCCGGAUGAUCCUGACACCCAUCGACACUUUGAAAACCACGCUCCAAGCUCAGGGACCCCGAGGCACCGCCAUCCUCCGGCAACGUAUCAAGACGGACGGCAUCGGCAGUCUCUGGUGGGGCGCCUUUGCGACGGCCGCGGCGACUUUUGUGGGCAACUACCCGUGGUAUGCGACGCAUGAUUAUUUGCUGGAGAUCAUACCGGAGCCGGCGAAGCACCCGUUGGGGAUCUGGUUGCUGAGAUUGGCGUUUGCGGGAUUCGUGGCCAGCGUGGUGAGCGACUCGGUGUCGAAUUCGUUGAGGGUGGUGAAGACGUAUCGGCAGGUCAACGAUAAGAAGGUCUCUUAUUCCGAAGCAGCGAGGCUGGUUAUUGUCAAUGAUGGCAUCAAGGGCUUGCUUGGCCGCGGAUUGAAGACGCGGAUUUUGUGCAAUGGCCUUCAGGGCUUGAUGUUUUCCAUUCUGUGGAAGUUGUUUCUGGAUUUAUACGAAGCGGGAUUGUAUCCUGAUAUGUAUGUAUGUGUUCAGAAUGCGCAGUAUGUAUUGCGUAGCUCGGACAUGUCUGUCGGUAGGACGAUUGACCAUGCCCAAAUCAGUGUCGACCAAGGACAACCGCGCAGGAACAGAAGAUCGAGUGUAUGCACAGCCUGGACCGAGUGGUCGUGGUGA
Neurospora hispaniola is the source of this 1272-nucleotide messenger RNA. Its product is annotated as mitochondrial carrier domain-containing protein. The transcript has 8 exons. The record is from RefSeq and is a predicted model, not a curated record. Lineage: Eukaryota; Fungi; Ascomycota; Sordariomycetes; Sordariales; Sordariaceae. Bases 1 to 1272 code for a protein of 423 amino acids.